Molecule: messenger RNA, 2519 nt
Organism: Clarias gariepinus (North African catfish)
Lineage: Eukaryota; Metazoa; Chordata; Actinopteri; Siluriformes; Clariidae
Product: leucine-rich repeat flightless-interacting protein 1
Exons: 6
Coding region: 133-1089 (318 amino acids)
Source: RefSeq, a predicted model, not a curated record
UUGAGUGUAAAGCCGCCUCCCUACUGUCAAGUCAAACACACACACGAAACAUACGGGAGAACAUUUUCACUGUCCAUACACACUGAAUAUCGGGUUUUAUCGCGCGCUGUGAGUGUAAGUAGUGAUCUCAGGAUGCACGCGGACACAGGGGAGAAAUCCGCUUCACCCAGAAAACGGAUCGUCUCGCGCGCGAUGAGCGAGGAAGAAUCUCUUCGACACAUAAUAGAGGCGGAAGAAUCACCCAAGCGGCUAACUCGCAGAGACAGCAGAUAUGGAUCUCUCAGGAGGGGAGACACAAGAGGAAGUCAGAGUGAAGACGAGCCAGCAGAACACACAUCCAUGAUGGAGCUACAGCAGAACUAUGAGAUGUGUUUAGCAGAGCUGCAGAGUGUCGAGCUGCGGCAGGAGGUGUUGCUUUUCCAGGUAGACUGUCUCCAGGAUGCCCUUGAGGGAGCUGAGGAGAUGCUCACUGAGACCAAGAGAGAGGCUCAUCAGUUCAGCAUGGAGCUGGAGCGAGAGAGGGAGAAGAGGAGGAAGGUGGAGGAAACUGUUGCACUGCUGACGCAGGAGCUGGAGCGGUUAAAAGAGGAAAAAAUUUCAGUUCCAGCUGAAAGUACAACACAAGACCAGAAAGAAGCUGUUGAAAUGACACAAGAUCCUGCUGAUGAAGUGGAUAUAUGUGUAUCUAAAGAGACACUUGUAAACUCAGUAGAUGCGACUCCCCAACCUACAGGCUCUACAACCAGUUUUGCUACUUUUGCAGCUGCAGCAUAUCUGCUUUUCAAGAACAAAAGAUAUGAGUCAAGUUCAUCCAAACAAGAAGGAACUUCGGUGGACCAAGGAGAUAAUAAGGCACAUGCGGUUAGUUCUGAACACGCUCCCCCGGAGGAAAGCAUCCAAAAACCUCAUGAUGGUGAAGAGUAUGACGAGAGCAGUGGGUAUGAAGAUGCGCCAACAGAUUUCUCACCUGGUUCUUCAACUCCAGAUGGGCAAUCAGAUGCAGCAUUGCCAGAAGAUUCAGAGAGUGAACUGAAUAAUAGCAAUGAGGCCAGAAAUGUAAAAAAUCCAGAGGGCUGUUUUCUGUCUUAAAUUGCAAAAGUGUCGAGUUUGUCUUAAAAUGAUUUUAUAUGAAUAACCGACUUUUUUUUUUUUUUUUAAAGCAGGCCAAAGGCCAUUUUCCUGAUCUUUUAGUAAAAGCUUUAAUUGUUAAUAUUCAUAUGUACUUUGUAUAUGCCAUAUUUUUUACUGGCAUGUGUUGCUGUAUAAGGCUGGCUGUUUUUUUUGGUUUGUUUUUUAAUCACAGGAAGUACAUAUCAGAGCUUUUUGUGCUGGAGACCAGAAAUAACACUAGAUCCUCAUUCCAAAGUAUUUGAAUGAGGAUUGACUUGUUAUUAUAUUACAGAAGUUAUACAAUAUAGUCAUGACAAAAGCUAUGACUGCAAACCGAAAUCCCACUCAGUCCUCCCCUUUACAUUUGUGGCUGUUCACAAUCAUAUAAGGUUAUAAAUUCUUACAGACUUGCAACAUUAAGAUGAUCAGUCUUUUAUAAAAAAGAAAAAGACACAGCUGUCUUUAAACUGCCUUCUUAAUGAGACAUACUUACUGUAAUCUCAGGAGUUUAAAUGCUGCAUCAAAAUGUCAGGGACAUGAAACACAGCCUUAGAGCAAAGGAUUGCAGGAAAGCUGAUGUUUAAUCAUGGCAGCAAAAAAUAUAUAAAGCAUAAAAAACAACUUUGUGAUCAUCUUGGCUAUGUUUAAAUUACUAGCCAACCCCAACUCUUGGUAACCUGGUGGAAUAAAAAUAUAUAGUACUGUGCAAAAGCCUUGAGCCACAUCAAAAAUAAAAUAUGAAAUAAUUUUAUAUAUCAUAUCCAUUAAAUAAAAUUUUGUAGAUUAAAUAAAAGAAACAAGAAAUAAAGGUUUACUGUCUGCAAAGUGCCUAAAGAAUUAAAUAUAGUUGUUAUGUAACAUCCUCAGCUGCAACCUCAUUUCCUCGCUCGUCUGGUCCAACCACUCAGCUCUUAGCAUCACCAGUAUACUAAUCACCGGCCUGAUCGCUUUUCAUCAUCUGCACCUGUUUCUCACUGGAUCAUACCUUAAGUUAGAUUAUUUUUUUUUUUUUACAUAAGAAUAGGUCACUUUACGGCUUAGCAAACAAAAACAUCCAUCUAAACUGGUCAGAUACAGAGACUGGACUGAAUGUGAGACUUGUUAAAAAUUAGAGUAAAAAAAAUACUUUUAGGAAACCUGAAAAAAAAAUAUUCCUGAAGGCUACAUUUUAAAUACAACAAAGUCUGCAAGUAAAAUGUAAAGAAGUGACUUUUGCCCAGCACUGUAUAUCUUGUUGAGAAAAAAAAAUCAGGUUAUGAAAAAAAACAGCUUAUCAAGCUACUUGAAUUAAUAAGUUGUGAUGCUGGAAAUAGUUUAAUAUCUUCAUUUGAUUUAAUUCUUUUUUGGUCUCUCUGCUCAUAUUUUAUGGCCAUAGAAAGGUGUCACAAUUAUAAAUUUAUGGGCCUGUG